Molecule: messenger RNA, 942 nt
Organism: Orycteropus afer afer
Lineage: Eukaryota; Metazoa; Chordata; Mammalia; Tubulidentata; Orycteropodidae
Product: olfactory receptor 51G2-like
Exons: 1
Biological process (GO): G protein-coupled receptor signaling pathway
Cellular component (GO): membrane
Molecular function (GO): G protein-coupled receptor activity; olfactory receptor activity
Source: RefSeq, a predicted model, not a curated record
AUGUCUGUUUUCAAUAGCUCUGGACUAUAUCCCCGCUUCCUCCUGACAGGCUUCUUAGGCCUUGAAAACACACAUGGCUUGAUUUCCCUCCCUAUCUUCCUGGUUUAUGCCACUUCAAUUGCAGGGAACAUUAUUGUCCUCUUUAUCAUCAGAACUGAGGCUUCCCUGCACCAACCAAUAUACUACAUUCUGUUGAUGCUGGCAUUCACUGACCUGGGCCUAUCCACUACUACCUUGCCCACAGUGUUCAGUGUCUUGUGAUUCCAUAUCCAAGAGAUUCCUUUCAAUGCAUGUCUGGUCCAGAUGUACUUCAUUCACGUUUUCUCCAUUAUUGAAUCAGCUGUACUGUUGUCCAUGACCUUUGACUGCUUUGUAGCAAUCAAAGAGCCCCUGCGUUAUGGAGCCAUUCUGACUAAUGGUAUAAUCAGUGGCAUUGGGUUGGCAAUUGCUGGAAGGGCCCUGGCUCUGGUUUUUCCAGCUUCCUUCCUCCUGAAGAGGCUUCAAUAUCAUGCUGUCAAUAUUCUCUCCUAUCCCUUUUGCCUGCAUCAGGACCUCAUAAAGACAACUAUAUCCAGCUGCCGGAUUAGCAGCAUUUAUGGCCUCAUGGUGGUCAUCUGCUCCAUGGGACUUGAUUCAGUUUUCCUCCUCCUCUCUUAUCUCCUCAUCCUUAGCACAGUGUUCAGUAUAGCUUCCAAGGCAGAGAGGAUGAAAGCCCUCAAUACCUGCAUAUCCCACAUCUGUGCUGUACUCACUUUCUAUACACCCAUGAUUGGGCUAUCUAUGAUCCACCGCUAUGGGCAAAAUGCUUCUCCUAUUGUCCAUGUGCUCAUGGCCAAUGUCUACUUGCUGGUACCACCCCUCAUGAACCCCAUUGUCUACAGUGUGAAGACCAAGCAGAUUCAUGACAGAAUUCUUAAGAAGUUCAAGAGACAGAGAGUGUAG